AUGACCACCAACUCUUCCGCACUACCAUCCAAGCCAACUUUGUUUUGUCGCCUCAAGAUACCUGAGAAUCUGGAUGACCCUAUUGAAUUAUCCCCCGAAUACCUCACGAUACUUGCUGCCCAGGCCAAGGCCUCCAAGCCCAAUGAUGCUGACACAACCAUGGUCCUGGAGGAUAAUCUUGUUGUGCCAGUGGACUAUAUCGAGAAUCUCAUCGAGGCACGCUGGAAUGCGGAGAGGCAGCGGUGUAAUGCAGAGUGUAAGGCUCAGUUGCUCGAGCUUAAAAUUUUCACAAGGGCUAGAUAA
Suillus subalutaceus is the source of this 303-nucleotide messenger RNA. RefSeq lists its product as uncharacterized. The transcript has 3 exons. NCBI's taxonomy places the organism in Eukaryota, Fungi, Basidiomycota, Agaricomycetes, Boletales, Suillaceae. The record is from RefSeq and is a predicted model, not a curated record. Bases 1 to 303 code for a protein of 100 amino acids.